This is a messenger RNA of Puccinia triticina, 1395 nucleotides long. RefSeq lists its product as uncharacterized. Bases 1 to 1395 code for a protein of 464 amino acids. NCBI's taxonomy places the organism in Eukaryota, Fungi, Basidiomycota, Pucciniomycetes, Pucciniales, Pucciniaceae. The transcript is spliced from 8 exons. The record is from RefSeq and is a predicted model, not a curated record.
AUGGUCAUUCCUCCCGAAAGCUGCAGGAUCCGUGGUGUUUCUCCAUCGGAGGUCGGUGGCGCGUGGGGAGCAGCCUACGCGGUCGGCACACCCAUUUCGGCACUGGUGACAGGCAUUUGUUGUGCGCUGGCGAUCGAGUAUUUCCAACAAUUUCCACAGGACGCUACGCGAAUCCGAUUAUCUGUGAUUGUCGUUGUUGCCACAUCCAUCCUCGGUCUCCUUUUAGCAAUGGAUUUGACCUAUGUGCGAUUGGUGAAAAAUGCAACACCACCCGGGGGUUUUGGUGACAUUCCUUGGCAAGAUGACGCAGUGGCUUUGAUAUGUGGAGUCUGCCAACUCAUUUGCAGUGCCUAUUUUGCCUACUCGGCUUAUUCCGUAGCAAGCAGGAAAAAGCUCUUGAUAGUUUGGUAUGGGUUGCUCAUGGCAGUGAUCUUUUUAAGUGCCUUCUUCAGAGCAAUUCUUGGAUUAACACCUACGGAUUGGUCUGAUGGUGCCGCACUCUGUCCCAAGAUGACUUUCAUGUGGCUCAUCUGCUCUUUGCUAUUGGACUUGAGCAUUGCCGUGACACUUUUGGCUCAUCUCCGAAGAGCUGUACCAACACCUCAACUUCAUACUGCCAGCUUACCAGCACCAGGAUCUCUCCUCAAUCAUUCCAACAAUGCCUGGGCCGUCCAACAACCGCAAACUCCACUACUCAGCCGACUUUUAACCACCAUUUUGACAUCAUUUUCACUCACUGCCAUCCUGAUGUUUUCACUUCUCAUUCUUGUGCUGGCUAUGCAUGGCACCGAGUUCGACCCGCAGCUUCCCAAAGCCACGGGUAUCUUUACCGCUCUUAGAUUGCUAGCAACUCCAACAUAUGCCGUGACAUUCCUUUACACCUUGAACCGCAGAAAUCGACAAGAGGCCGUUUAUCACAGUUCAAUUUUCAAUGGGCAAAUGACAACCAUGGCACCUCGCACAAGUCACAACUCUAACCUUCCUUUUCAACAUACUGGAGCAAUGAAUGGUCCCACCCGGCCACUCAAUGUCCAACUACCUGGUCCGGAGACCAAACAAAAUUGGACACAAAUGCUCGGUAACGCAAGCACCAGAUUGACUCGCACAGGAAAUGGAAAAGAUUGUAUGGCUCAAAUGACCAAGUUUGAUUUUUCAGAAGCUUUCAAAACCCUCUCAUCUACCCCUUUCCGCAAAAGCCAAAAGAAACCAACACCCCCAUUUCCCAAACCACCGCCCCCUAUCCAUUUUAGCCAAGCUCAACCAGAACUCAUGUGUCAAACCAAUCCACAGGGUCAUAAUCUUGAUGGCCUCAACUAUGGUUACAUCUCAGCUCAAAUGCGCCCCCCAUCUCAACAUAGUAGCAUUGUUCAAAUUUUUCAUGGGACUGCUAUCUGA